AUCGCCGGCGACCGGACAAUUUUUGAAUUUCGUCCACUUUCCAGUUUAUACAUACCUAUUAUUAUUAUACUACUUAGGUGUGGAAUUCAUUGUGUGUUGUAAAAUAACACGAACAUAUUUUCUUAAUAGAUAAUAUAGUCAAUUAUUAAAUACUAUAGUUUAUAAGCGAUAUUACUGGACAGUCAGUAUAGUAUAGAUCUAUAAAAAGAUUUAAAAAAAAGGUGACAUACGAUUUGUCAUGAUUUCUUUACAAGAUCUCCAAGACUAAUUUACUAUAUAUUCUGGUCGUUGGUUAAAAAUGUCUGGCCAAAUCAAGCCAAUAAAUAAAUUGGACGUUCAUAAAAUAUGUUCUGGUCAGGUGGUAUUGAACUUGGCUACAGCAGUAAAGGAGUUAAUAGAAAACAGUUUAGAUGCUGGAGCCACUUCAGUUGGAAUAAAACUAAAAGAAUUUGGUAAAGAUUUGGUAGAAGUAACAGAUAAUGGAGCUGGAGUUCAUCCAGACAAUUUUGAAGGACUUGCUUUAAAACACCAUACAUCCAAAAUUCAAGAAUUUGCUGACUUGACUUCAGUAGAAACAUUUGGUUUUCGAGGAGAAGCAUUGAGCUCAUUAUGUGCUUUAAGUGAUGUAACAGUGAACACUAGACAUUCAUCACAAGAAUGUGGAAUUAAGUUAGUGUUUGAUCAUUCAGGAAACAUUAAACUGAAAGUCCCUAUUGCUAAACAAAUUGGAACAACUGUUACCUUAUCAAAUUUAUUUUCUUCAUUACCUGUAAGACAUAAAGAGUUUCAUCGAAAUUUAAAAAAAGAAUUUGGAAAAAUGAUCCAAGUUGUGACUGGUUACUGUUUAGUUGCUACUCAAGUGAAAUUAUCGUGUGUUAAUCAAACAAAAUCUUCGAACAAUGUUCUUCUAUCAACACAUGGUAGCAACACAGUAUUAGAAAACAUAUCAUGCAUUUAUGGUUCUAAACAAGCCAAUAGCUUAUUAGUUUUUAAAAAAGUCAUUCCUGCAGAUGAAGAAGAUGAUAUAUCAAAUAUUUUUGAACUAGAUGGUUAUAUAUCUAGUUGUGAUCAUAGUGGAGGGAGAAGUUCUAAGGAUAGACAAUUUUAUUUCAUUAAUUCAAGACCAUGUGAACCUUUAAAAGUUAUAAAAACAGUUAAUGAAGUUUACCAUCAAUACAAUCAAAAUCAAUAUCCAUUUGUCUACUUAAAUAUAACAAUUGCAAGAACUGAAGUAGAUAUUAAUGUGACACCUGAUAAAAGACAAAUAUUUUUGUCAAAUGAAAAUUGCUUAGUCUCAAUAAUUAAAGCCAGUUUAAAUAGAUUGUUUGAAAAUAUUCCAUCUACUUACAAGAUUAAUACAUUGUUGUAUGAAUCAAUCUCAACUAAAAGACCUUAUGAAUCAACUACAGAAAGUAAAAAUUGUAAAUUACUGAAGUUGGAUGCAAGUAAUGAUUAUGAAUGUAAAGAAGCACCUAGUCAUUCAGAACAAAUUAAAGCUAAACUUAAUAGAUGGAAAUCUGAUAAAUCUAAAAUAACAGCAGUUCCUGAAACUAUAGAUAUAUAUUUUAAAUCAAAAGUUGAACAUAUUGAUGAUGUUCAAAAAAAUAGUACUGAGGAACUAAUAGAAAACAAAGUAUCCAAUAGUCCAUUAAAGUGUACUGACACUAUUGAAAUCAAUGACAAAAAUGAAAAUACUGAUAAACAGAAACAAGAAAAGAUUAAAAAUGAUGAAAAAAAUUUCACAUGUAUAAAUAAUUCAAUUAGUGAAAAUAUAAAUGAUAAUAAAUUUUGUUUAAAUAAUGUUGCUGAAAAAUCAAAUACUGAAAUAGACAUUAAGUACAAUUCAAUAAAGAUGAGUGAAAUAAAAAAUGUAUCUGUUGAAGAUAUUAAUACUUAUGAAUUGUCAAAAAUAAAAACUAAUUCUAGCAUAGAAAUAGACACUUCUAUAGCACCCGAGAAAAGAAAAUUUGCAGUAGUUGAAACUAACCUUGAACAAAUUAAACAAAGGCUGAGAAAUUUAAGAUUUCAAACAUCUGAAAAACAGAAAACAAAAACAAGAUUUUAUGCAACUAUUGAUCCAAGUAAAAAUCAGCAAGCUGAAGGUGAAUUAAGUAGAGAAAUUUCUAAAGAUAUGUUUUCUAAAAUGAAUAUAAUUGGUCAAUUUAAUUUGGGUUUCAUCAUUACCAAACUUGAUGCUGAUUUAUUUAUAGUUGAUCAGCAUGCCACUGAUGAAAAAUAUAACUUUGAAACAUUACAAAAUAAAACUAAAAUCACAAGCCAAAAAUUAGUGGUACCUCAGCAGUUAGAAUUAACUGCUGUUAAUGAAAUGAUAUUAAUGGAAAAUAUACAUAUUUUUCAAAUUAAUGGAUUUGAAUUUCAGUUUCAGCAUGAUGCUGAACCAACAAAAAAAGUUAAGUUAACUAAGAUCCCAAUGAGUAAUAAUUGGAGUUUUGGUAAAGAGGAUGUUGAUGAACUUUUGUUCAUGUUACAAGAUGCACCAAAUACUCUCUGUAGACCUUCAAGAGUUCGUUCAAUGUUUGCUUCUCGUGCUUGUCGUAAGUCAGUUAUGAUUGGUACAGUAUUAAACUUGAGUGAUAUGAGAAAACUUAUUGACCACAUGGGAGAUAUUGAACAACCUUGGAAUUGCCCUCAUGGAAGACCAACAAUGAGACACUUAGUUAACCUUUCAUUACUAAAUGUUAAUUGAGAAUGAAUACAUACUUUGAGAAUAAUAUUUAUUUACUAGUACAUAAAAAAUAUGAUAACACAAUAGAUCAUAAAAAUUUAUAAAAUCAAAUUGACAAUAAUAUAUUUUUAUUCAAAGAUUUUAAA
Rhopalosiphum maidis (corn leaf aphid) is the source of this 2832-nucleotide messenger RNA. RefSeq names its product mismatch repair endonuclease PMS2 (gene Pms2). Gene Ontology annotation, cellular component: MutLalpha complex. Gene Ontology annotation, molecular function: ATP-dependent DNA damage sensor activity; mismatched DNA binding; ATP hydrolysis activity. Gene Ontology annotation, biological process: mismatch repair. NCBI's taxonomy places the organism in Eukaryota, Metazoa, Arthropoda, Insecta, Hemiptera, Aphididae. The coding region runs from base 299 to 2707 and encodes 802 amino acids. The transcript has 15 exons. The record is from RefSeq and is a predicted model, not a curated record.